Messenger RNA from Rubroshorea leprosula, 993 nucleotides. NCBI's taxonomy places the organism in Eukaryota, Viridiplantae, Streptophyta, Magnoliopsida, Malvales, Dipterocarpaceae. The record is from the annotation of a GenBank genome assembly.
GUUGCUACUCCACAGGUUGACAGCUGUACAACAACUUCAACCGCCUGAAAAUUCUCGGCUCCCCAAAUUGGUUUCUUUCUUCUUCUGGCAAGAAAACGUUGCCGCCGUUUCCAAUCGUAAAGCAAAAAACAUGGAGAAGAAGAUCAAGAAAACGUUGCUAGGAAUUCAAAAGAACAACAGAAAGUCGACCAAGAGAAACAAGCAGACAUUACUCAAGAACGUUGUGGAUUAUCUCAGAGCCAAUUCAUACUUUUUUGGAGUGAAAAUAAAAGAACCCAUUAGAGAAACCAAGAAGAAGUUUAUAGGGAAGGUUAUGGAGUAUCUCAAAUCUGAUGAUUACAUGUAUGCAUCCUUGGUCUACGGUCCGCUUACUAUUUCAGUACAUCAGAAGCUUUACUAUGGAUAUCUCAACAGGGAAAUCGAUUACAGGGGAAAAUCAACCAACCAUACAGUCAGCAAAUAUGACAGCAAAAAAUCAGCCCUUUAAGGAUAGUUUUGGAGGAAUGAGUGAUCCUCCUAGCAACCGAACUUCAGGGAUUGGAGAAACAGUGAAACACAUGGUUUACCAAAACUGUCGCUCCUCAUCUGUAUCAGGAAAACGAAUGAGGGAAUCACAGAUAGGGGAAGUCUUUAUUGAGUGAAGCUAAUAUACAUCAACUUAAUGAAACUGGAUUGGAUGUAGCUCUUAAAUCUCUUGAAUUUCAGCAUGUAUCGUCAUAUCAGGGUCAACUUUGGGAAAAACAGGAAAAUAAUAACUUCUAGGGAGGAGACUAUACAUUAUACCUUCCUCACAUACAAGAAAGAUUGCAUAUUGCUUCUCCUAGCUUCCCGGUCAAAAAGGAAAGUGAUAUGAAAGGGAAGUUCCUAGGUCAGGCUCAAGAAAUUUGACAAAUAUUGUACUGUUGAGAGAGGAUUACGUGCUGAAUUAUUGGCAACAAUCAACUAGUGAUGUUUGGUAAUGGUAUUUUGUCCAAAUAAUUAAGAUGGGUAUUC